AUGUUAACUAAACUGCCAUUUCCAUCACCAACAGAUGAAUCCAAAGCUUUCCCUUCUGAAAUCCAGGUGAGGAGUGCUUUUUGCCAAGGUUUCUGUUUCUUGCAAGGCAUAUCAUUAGCCACCUUUCCCACCCUUUAAUCCCACUCAAUUCAUCUCUUCACACCCUAUAUAUCACCACCCCCAUAACCAAAGAAAUGCCACAACAAUCCCGAAAUAGAGAUUGGAAGAAAGGAAAAAGAAAAUGGAGAUUAAGGUAGAAAACAAUGAGGAACAAAAACUCCCCCUCCUGGAAGAUAAAUCCAUUCCCGAGUUCGAAGAGAAAAAAUCCCUAAUACAAAUAGCCAUCAGCCAAACAUUCCAAAGCACAGCCCAUUUAGCCAACCUUUUACCGACUGGGUCAGUUCUCGCUUUCCAACUUCUCUCCCCAAUUUUCACAAACGAAGGUGAGUGUGAUGCGGUCAGCCGGUCCUUAACCGCAGGCCUGAUCGUUCUAUGUGGGCUGUCUUGUAUUUUACUAAGCUUCACAGAUAGCUUCAAGGACAAGAAAGGGAAUAUUUGCUACGGGUUUGCCACUACCCGCGGGAUGUGGGUAAUUGAUGGGUCAGAGACGCUACCACCCGAAGAAGCUUCAAAAUACCGGCUGAAAUUUAUAGAUUUCAUGCAUGCUUUCAUGUCAAUAUUGGUCUUUUCAGCAGUUGCCCUGUUUGAUCAGAAUGUCGUGAAUUGCUUCUACCCAAGGCCGUCGGAUGAGGCCAAGGAGGUCCUCGCAUCGUUGCCAAUUGGAAUUGGGGUGGUUUGCAGCAUGUUGUUCGUUGUGUUCCCUACCCAACGCCAUGGAAUCGGCUUCCCCGUCACUUCUAAGUAGUACUUCUCUUCUUUGUAUCUUUGAGCAACGAUGUUUUUCAUUCCUCUGAUGGUAAAUCUUAGGCUUUCCACAAAUUUAUGGCAUUUUCUUUCCUGUUUCUAUCUCUGUUCAUCUGGUGGUGGUUUUGAGCUCCACCAGCCCCAUUUCAUCUUCCUUAAGUUAGACUAGUAUAUGAUUUGCUUGGUCAUAUAUAAUUAAUCUCAGAACUGUUAAUCCCAUAAA
Messenger RNA from Rhododendron vialii, 1087 nucleotides. Its product is annotated as protein DMP4-like. Gene Ontology annotation, biological process: endomembrane system organization. Lineage: Eukaryota; Viridiplantae; Streptophyta; Magnoliopsida; Ericales; Ericaceae. The transcript has a single exon. The coding region runs from base 242 to 865 and encodes 207 amino acids. The record is from RefSeq and is a predicted model, not a curated record.